GGCUACGGCGGUUAGCGGAGACGGUGAUAGAGGGUCCUCGAGGUGGGGAAUGGAGGGAUGGAAGCCAGACAUUUACAUUCAUUUGUUCAUUAUUUACUGAAAACCUGCAAUGGACAAACUCACUUAACACCAAGUAUACAGCAGUAUAUGAACCUCCCUUAAGAAACAUACAGCCAACAGAAGAGACAGGCUGCUGAGAUGAGUCUGAACCGGACUGCCAAGAGCUUUCUUGCUUUAAGCCAACAGCAAGAAUUAGAUGACCUGCCAAAAGAUGACACCUUGAGUACCAAUGAAGAUGAGAGGGAUAGUGAUGAAGAAAGAAAGCACCAGAAGCUUCUGGAAGCAAUCAGAACCCUUGAUGGGAAGACAAGGCCGAAUUUGGUCCAGAGAUCUGAGGCUAGUUUGGAGGUAUCAGAGUUCAGUAUCAGUUCUAAUGGGUCAGGAGAAAAACUAGUCAUUUCCGAUCUACUUGACCCCAUUAAAAUGUCAUCCUCACUGGCUACUGUUAAAAAACAACUCAAGAGAGUCAACUCAAAAAAGAUUGUUGAGUUACCUCUUAACAAAGAAGAGCUUGAACAAAUCCACAGAGAAGUGGCAUUCAAUAAAACCUCCCAAGCCCUUUCCAGAUGGGAUCCCAUUGUUCUGAAGAACCGGCAAGCAGAGCAGCUGGUUUUUCCCAUGAAUAAGGAAUCAUCAGCCUUUGCUCCUAUUGAACAUGUGCUCAGUGGCUGGAAGGCAGAAACUCCACUGGAGCAAGAAAUUUUUAGUCUGCUAUGUAAGAAAAAGCAACCAGUGACAGAUCCUUUACUAACUCCCAAGGAAAAGGCCUCUCUCAAAGCCAUGAACCUGGAAGAGGUUAAGUUGUACAGAGCAGAACUUCAGAAGGCCCGGGCUCUGCAGUCCUAUUAUGAGGCCAGGGCUCGAAGAGAAAAAAAAAUCAAAAGCAAAAAGCACCAUAAAAUGCUGAAGAUAGGGAAGGGUAGGAAAACCCUGAAUGAGAUUGAGAUGCUACAGAAAGUCAGUCCUGCUGCAGCAUUGGAAGAACUGGAAAAAAUCAAAACAGCCAGAAUGAUGGAGCGAAUGAACCUUAAGCACCAAAGUAGCGGGAAGUGGGCAAAGUCAAAAAAAAUCAUGGCCAAAUUUGACCUGGAGGUUCGCCAGGCUAUGCAGGUGCAGUUGGCCAAGAACAAAGAACUGGCACAGAAAUUCCAGGUAGCCUCAGAAAAUGAGGAAGUAGAGGAAGGAAGUGUGGAGGAAGCAGGUGAGCACCUUUUUCCUGAUACAGUGAAUGAGAUACAGAUGAAUGGAGUGGGUCAGAACCCCUGGAUACUUGGGAGACCAAUGGGUGAUGCAUAUGAGAAUGAAAUCCAGAAGGACCCUAAACAGCUUUCAGAACCUUUGGUACAGGAGGCCUCUGAAAGAGAGAAAGAAGAAAGAUCAGUGGCAGAAGAAGAAAUUUCAUUGCAAGGAUUUGAAGAAAAUCAAUUGUUCUGGCAAAAGUCUAGACCUAGCCAGGACAGUGAACCAAUGGUCAUUCAAAAAGCAAAAUAUUCUAGCUGUCAAGAGGUACUGUGUGAAUUGAGGGCAGAAUCUCAGAAACUAAGCAUGGAAAAUGAUUCCAGAAAGCAAAAAGUGAGUUUAGGGAAAGCAGUUGUACUGGUUCAGAGUGACUCACUAAUCAAGAAAGAAAAGGAACCUCUAUUGCUACAGAGUAUGGAGAGAGCACCAACUCAGGAAGAACUAGACGAACUGGGUAAAGAGGAGCGUUGUCAAAAUAAGGAGCUUCCCAGCUUGGAGUCAAAAGGGCAGCAGUUAAUGAGGAAGCCAAGAAAUCAUCCUGAUGCCCCUAUGAAGAAGACUAAAGAACAAAUGAUUGAUCUGCAGAACCUCCUAACUACAAAAUCUCCUUCUUUGAAUUCUUUGGCUGUUCCCACAAUAGAAGAAUUGGAAGAUAAAAAAGAGAGAGCCCAAAAGCAGGUGAUAAAGGAAGCUUUUGCUGGGGAUGAUGUCAUUAGAGACUUCCUGGAAGAGAAAAGAGAAGCUGUGGAGACAAGUAAGCCAAAGGACUUGGACCUGAUUCUGCCUGGCUGGGGUGAGUGGGAUGGUGCAGGCCUAAAGCCCAGUGCCAAGAAGAGACGUCGGUUUCACAUUAAAGUCCAUGAAGGUCCUCCAAGGAAAGACAAAAACUUAGCAAAUGUGAUUAUCACUGAGAAGCGAAACAUCCAUAUGGCAGCUCAUCAGGUACAAAUGCUUCCAUAUCCAUUCACCCACUAUCAGCAAUUUGAAAGAACCAUCCAGACCCCUGUAGGAUCUACAUGGAACACCCAGAGAGCCUUCCAAAAGCUGACUACACCCAAGGUCAUCACCAAGCCAGGCCAUGUCAUCAAGCCCAUGAAAGCAGAGGACGUAGGAUACCGGUCUUCCUCAAGAUUAGAUCUCUCUGUCAUACAGAGGAAGCCAGUAGGACGUAGCUUAUGCCACAAAAAACAACUGAAGAAAAAAUCUAUACAUUAAAUUGCUGGACGGGUGAUAUCUUCAUGCUGGAACCAACUAAGCAAGUUGUGCUAGUUGGAGUUCAUUGCAGUGCUCACCAGACAUUACACUUCUUGACCAUGACAUUUGCAAGUCUAUUUUUUUAAGUUAUUAUAACUUAAAAGUUAAUAGCUUAAAAGUGAAGUUGGCAUACCUGUCAGCAGUACCCUCUGCUAUUGCUUGCUGCAGUGCCAGGUCACAGAUAGUAGAGCUGCCAGAAUUGCACUCAACAAUUUGAACACCAGGGAAUUGAACGCAUGACCACAAGUUUGCAGAGUAGGUGCUCUAAGCCAUGUCAUUCCUUCAGACUCUCAAGUGGACUGGGUAUAAUUCAGCAGUAAAGUACUCGCCUUUCAUGGAUAAACCUGUGUUUGAUCCCUGGCAUGCAAACUUUUAGUGCACUUAUUAUUGACAUGCUCUACAAUUUUAUGUGAUCCUUGAACUGUAUAUCUUGUGUAAUUCAAGAAAUGUAUAAUUCGGAAAUUGUGUUUUUCUAAGUUUGCAACAGCUUUUGUAGUACCUUGAAUGUUUUUCAACACUAGGUAUCAAACUCAGCUAUUCACACAUGGUGUAAG
Messenger RNA from Sorex fumeus (smoky shrew), 3107 nucleotides. Its product is annotated as U3 small nucleolar RNA-associated protein 14 homolog A-like. The record is from RefSeq and is a predicted model, not a curated record. The transcript has 2 exons. Lineage: Eukaryota; Metazoa; Chordata; Mammalia; Eulipotyphla; Soricidae. Gene Ontology annotation, cellular component: small-subunit processome; nucleolus. Bases 199 to 2514 code for a protein of 771 amino acids. Gene Ontology annotation, biological process: rRNA processing.